Acinonyx jubatus (cheetah) is the source of this 7946-nucleotide messenger RNA. It is a transcript of the gene CYRIA, whose product is annotated as CYFIP related Rac1 interactor A. NCBI's taxonomy places the organism in Eukaryota, Metazoa, Chordata, Mammalia, Carnivora, Felidae. Gene Ontology annotation, molecular function: small GTPase binding. Gene Ontology annotation, biological process: regulation of actin filament polymerization. The transcript has 14 exons. The record is from RefSeq and is a predicted model, not a curated record. The coding region runs from base 3714 to 4685 and encodes 323 amino acids.
ACGGAAGAAGUAAGUCGUCAUAUUUUUGCUUUAGAUAUUACGACUUUAAAUUAAAAAAAAAGAUAAUUUGUUCAAGGCACAAACAUCAGAAUAAAAAAAAAUCACUAGCUCUUUGGCCUUUGGUGCAUUUCCUUAUUUCUCUUAGCCUGGGUUCCCUUAUCUCCAUUAUGGGCAUAAUGAGACCCAUGUUGCCAGGGUGUGGAUGUGAGAAAUGAGUGAGAGGCGAGGAGUGGAAAAGGCCAUGCUCAGCCAAGGGCAGAGUUGGUUCUCAGUAAGUGGUUUUGAAAUUUCUUUCCCUGAAGCUGCUCUACUCCCAUCCUAUGAAUUCUGCCUGGAUUGUAACCAGCUUGUUCCUGAGCUCCAAGUAGCCUUGGAGUCUAGCAUAGAGACCUGAACAAAAGCGUUUUCUGGGCGCUCAAAAAGCUGCAUUUGACUGAGAGUCAGUAAGAAACUCAACAGCAGGCCUGGGGCAGGCCGCCACCUCCCCUGGGCCACCAGCUCCUCGUGCAGGGGGUGCAGGGGGAGGGCAGACAGUUGCCCAGGUGGCUUCCAGCUCUGGCAUUCUGGGAGUCUAAUUUAUGGUUGAGUGAGUUGUCAUUCACGGACCAGGAAGGGCCAAAUUACCCUCAUUAUUCUGCUCGCAGCUCUCGUGCCUGAGAAGCCACUGGGUCCUGCCACAUCUAGAAUUAUCUCUGAACCCUUGGGCUUUUAAUUAAAGGGCUUUGUGAGUCAGAUGGUUUAUGGUCAGAUUCAGAUCUUCAGGGAGACAUGGAGGGAGGUCCUCUGUCCUGUCAUCUACUCCUUGAGAAAUCCGCCGUUUCUCCCAGUGCAGGGACAGCAAGUUGGGAGUCUCGAGGGGGACUUCCAAGAGAGGCUGUGGCUAAUCCUUACCCCACAGCCCCGCUGACUCCAGGCCCCAGAGGCCUUUGGACCGUUGACACCACACAUCAUCGUUUUUUUCCCUGUGAGUGUCUGAGCUGUGCCCGCCUGCUCUGAUUCGCUUUUGGCUCCCCACGGUUGCCGCGACGCCUGGAUUAUUUCUUACCCAACACGGUUUCCGCUUCGGGCGGCUUGUGCUAAAUGCAUUUUCAGUCCCAUGUGGUACAAGGGAUAAAAGGAUUGUCUUAAAAAAGUGGUUUCUGAAUGUGUCGAAAGCAAGGCUGCCUGCUGUGUGUUUUUAACAAUGGCUUCCCCAGAGGAGGGUUGAAAACCUCACCUUUCAAGAUGUUUCAACUCCUAUUAGAAAGUGACUUAAAUAAAGUUGCUCUUCUGACCACUGCUGCUCUGAUCGCCAGACUGGUGAUGAUUUGUCUAACCUGAGUCUCCAGGGCUGGCACUCGACACCAUUUCCCUCCCAGAGGAGAUGAAAUUGUGCUGGUCACUUUCUUCCUUCUGGUGUCCACCUUGGGAGGGGUGUGUUUCUGAGAGCACUGGAGGGUGGGCUUUCUCGAGAGAGCACCCCAUGGUUUCAGACCCAUUUCUUCCUCCUACAAGCCAUUAAUGGGCACGUACUUUGUGUCCAGCAGUGUGUCCUCUUCCUGUCUUCUCUCCCUGUCGCCUACAUCUCAAUGCUCUGCACCCAUCUGCCGUCUAGGGUUCCUGUGAACUGACCCAAGUCCCCUUAAUUUUUCUCCUGGAUGCUGUUGUGUUUAUGGAACUUGAAUGGGCCACUGUGUUGGCAUAUCUUUAGUUUGGGUUUUUCAACCUGGGCGCCCCUGACAGUUUGGGCAAAGGAAGUCUUUCGUGUGGGAGGCUCUCAGGUUCUCUGGAGCAUCCCUGGCCUCUACCCUGGAUGCCAGUGGCACCCCACACACUCCAGCUGUGACAGCCACAAAUGUCUACCGACAUUGCCAAAUACGUCCUCAGACUUUUGCAUUUACCGAAACACCCUUAUGUCUGUUGUCUUAGUUGAUAUAGUUACGCAUAAGGAUUUUUGCUCCCCCUUUAUGACUAAAGGAAUUGAGGGUCAGGAACGGAAGAAACUUGCCUAUCCAACAGUAGGUCAGGGAAAGAGCUGAAGUUAACAAUUUAAAUCUCCCGUCUUCCCAACCCAGUGUCUUUCUUACGGAUGCAUUUAAUGGUGUGCCUGCAAGUGUUUAGUAACUGGUUCUCUGGGAAAAACAAAAACAGAACAAACCUGAUUAGGAGAGGUUGCCAAUUUCAUGGCGCAAGUACUCCCACCGUGGCUGGUUCCUUCUCAAAAGACAUCAUUGAACGUGAAGUUGGGAAGAGACACGUGUGAUUGGUUCUGGUCAGCAGGUGCUGGCUGGCUCCACACCACUGGGCCCACGUGUACUUCUGUUUAGGUAGCCUCGCUCUCUUCUGGACCUUGUUCUUCCACCCCUCCUCCUCUUCCCCCAUAAACAGAUAUACUGGAGGGUGCCACGGGGAGGCAUUCAUCUGGUGAGGGCAUUGAUCGCCUCUUUGGAUAAGUACACGGCAGUUAGAGUGGAAUUUUCUCCCCCUUCUGUUAAAUCAGCAUUUUGUUUCCCAGUCGUUCCACCUGAGGAGUUGCAGGAGUAGGACGCUCUGAUCUGAGAGCAGAGACCUUACAGAGGUCGGCAAUAGGGUCUUCUGGACACAGUCUGCUCCUGAGCAGGAACUAAGUGCUGUGGGUCAACAUCAGACAUAGUGAGUGAUCACAAGGUGGUGACGGCUACAGGGCUAUUGGAGAUACCAUUCUGGAGAGUAAGGAGUAGGAUCUUGGCUAGCGUUUUAAUCCAGGUGUGAACUUUGACGUCCGUAAGGCUCAGUUUCCACACCUGUGAAAGGAGAGCCAGCUUAUGUCUGAGCUUCAGGCGUGUACUCACCCACUUGGUUACUUGAAGGAUUGGCUGGUCGUCAUAAUUAGUACAAGCUCCUCAGGCCUAAGGACUCAGCUGGUCUUGGCUUUUUCAUCUUGGCCAUGGUUCAGUGCCAAAUGCUUUUCUCUGGUCCAGCCUUAGACCUGAACUUGAGCUGGGACUGUGGGAAGAACCCUUAGCUGGUUAUCAGAAGACCUGGGUUCUUGUCCCAACUUUGGUACCGCCCAGUUACAUAACCCUGGGAAGUACUUCAUGGUGACAGGAAUGUGCGUAUCCCCAUGGGAGGGGUGAGAGCAUGAUGUGGCAUUUGGAUUUUAUCCUGAAGGCGGUGGAAAGCGCUUGAAGAGAAGACACAUCAUCAAGUGUGUGCUUUAGAACGUUCUUUCUGCAGAGCACAGGGCCAGAGUCCAGGCAGGAUGAAACCAGUUAGGGAGUGGUUCAGCAGCCCAGUCAAAAAGUGAUGAGGCGUCCCAUGCGCACUAGCUGAGUGGCACAGACAGAAAAUGCUGUGAGAGUUCGGAGAUGGGAGAGGUCAGAAGAGUGUCCGAGAAGACUUCACGGAGGAGGCGAGGCCGCUGCUGACUUGGAAGGAUGGAGGCGUAUGGAGGUGUCCUUUUGUGGCACAUCUGGCCUCUCAGCCACAGCCAAGAGCAGAUUAUCACUCACGUAAGGACAGAGAAGCCACGGGACUCCAGCGGGCACGGCCCUGACUUGGGAGCCAGACUUGCUGCGGCCAUCUUGUUCCGUGGGUUUGUCCCAUCAGCCUGGAUCGGUGAGCCUGAAUCACAAGACACAGUGCUGGCAAACACGUAUUCCCUGAGUGGCCUGCUGUGGAUUCAAGCAUAAAGUCCUAGCUCCUGUCCUGGAGGUGCUCACCUUCUAGGAAGAGAGGCAGACAGGUUUGCUGGGAUGGGAAACCUGCUCAAAGUCCUUACCAGAGAAAUUGAAAACUAUCCACAUUUUUUCCUGGAUUUUGAAAAUGCCCAGCCCACAGAAGGAGAGAGGGAAAUAUGGAACCAGAUCAGCGCCGUCCUCCAGGAUUCUGAGAGCAUCCUCGCAGACCUGCAAGCUUACAAGGGCGCGGGGCCAGAGAUCCGAGAUGCGAUUCAAAAUCCCAACGACAUCCAGCUUCAAGAAAAAGCUUGGAAUGCAGUGUGUCCUCUGGUUGUGAGGCUAAAGAGAUUUUAUGAAUUUUCCAUAAGGCUAGAAAAAGCUCUUCAGAGUUUAUUAGAAUCUCUGACCUGUCCGCCCUACACACCGACCCAACACCUGGAGAGGGAGCAGGCCCUGGCGAAGGAGUUUGCGGAAAUUCUUCAUUUUACCCUUCGAUUUGAUGAGCUCAAGAUGAGGAACCCGGCCAUUCAGAAUGACUUCAGCUACUACAGAAGGACGAUAAGUCGCAACCGCAUCAACAACAUGCAUCUAGACAUUGAGAAUGAAGUCAAUAAUGAGAUGGCCAAUCGAAUGUCCCUCUUCUAUGCAGAAGCCACGCCAAUGCUGAAAACCCUCAGCAAUGCCACCAUGCACUUUGUCUCCGAAAACAAAACCCUGCCAAUAGAGAACACCACAGACUGCCUCAGUACGAUGACAAGUGUUUGUAAAGUCAUGCUGGAAACACCGGAGUACAGGAGUAGGUUUACAAGCGAAGAAACGCUGAUGUUCUGCAUGAGGGUGAUGGUGGGAGUAAUCAUCCUCUAUGACCACGUCCAUCCCGUGGGAGCUUUCUGCAAGACAUCCAAGAUCGAUAUGAAAGGCUGCAUAAAGGUUUUGAAGGAACAGGCCCCGGACAGUGUGGAGGGGCUGCUGAAUGCCCUCAGGUUCACUACAAAGCACUUGAAUGAUGAAUCGACUUCCAAACAGAUUCGAGCAAUGCUUCAGUAGAGCUCUGCUCAAAGAAGAGGAUCUAUGUACUGACCUCAGAAGAUGUAUAUGUUUACAUAAUUUAAUACAGAUUGAUGUUAAUACUUGUGUAUUUACAUAACCGUUUCCUCCUUGUCACUGAAAUACACGGACCUUAAUUUGUAUCCUGACUGACUCGACCCAGCAGAGCAUAAAUUGACUUGAGAGCCUUACCUUUGAUGUCUAAAACAAAACCCCCUUCUCCAAAGUCAAAAUUUGGAGAUUUCGAUCUUUACUCCUGGAGUCCUUUAACUACACCUGUAACAAUCUGAAAUUCCUAAUAGUUUGUGGUAGUGUUUUAAAUCUAGAUGUGUAAUCUCUCUGGGAAGUAUACUUGUAGAAACAUGAAGUAUUUGAUUUCCUGUGUCAGCUUGGCUACAAGAAACACAACUGUUAUCCUGACAGAGGGAGAGAGGAAUCCAAGAAAAGAAAAAUGCAUGUGAAGACACAGAUUCAAGUGUUUCGAAUUCAGCACGCCCCCUCUCUCUCCUCAGACUGCAGACCACAUGUGCAGCUUUUUUGUUUGCACGUAUUUAUUCUGGAUUUAUAUUCCUCUAACGUUCCCUUUUGAUUCUUCAAGAGGAAAAUCACCUGUGCUUGAAUCAGUUUGUGAGAGAGAAGUGAGAAUAGACAGAUGUGCUGUCAUAGCUGAGCUGUGAAAGAGGUUGUCUGGGAAGUGGGGGACGGGUUGGGAGCAAGGACACACAGGCAACAGGACAGUCAUCUCUCUGCUUCAACCCUUUGGCUGUGAAACUGUAGUAUUUUGAUGACAUUCCAGUUGUCUGUGGGGUGCUGGGUACACAGUCCCUCCUAAAAUGAGCCCUGUCCUCUGGGGACCAUCCAUACGGCAACAGAGGCCUAGGGUACUUCAUUGAUUACCAGGAAACUGGGGAAUUCAGAGAGGGGAAUCCCUGCAUUUUCCAGUUCCCUAAUAUUUAAAAGGCAGCUCCUCCCUGACCACACUGCUGGCUGGUUGGAAUCUUUAAACCUUUGGUCUGAGUACCUGGGUUGAGUCCUAGCCUUACUGAUCCAUGGUGUGAGCUUUGAAAAUACACUUAAGCUCUGUGUCUCACUUUCCUCAUCUAUGAAAUGGGCAAUUAAAACAAUCUCCAAGAGCCCUACAAGGCAAUGAGCCAAUAAAAUGGUUGACUCUUACAUGCUUCCUUAGUAAACAGAGGCCAGGAAGCAUCACCCCAUCUUGUCUUGAUGAUUGAAUACAUUUGAAUAUAUGGCAAGGCCUAGAGUCAUCCUUUCUGCAGAUCAGAGCUUGGAAUGGAAUCUUAGAAAUCUCCCGUCUCAACCUCCGGUACAGAAAUGAGACAAGGCUGAAGUCAAAGAGGAUCAACUCCAUGUAGGACUAGAGCCCAGGAUACCUCACUCCUGAAUCUUCCCCUGUUCACCAUGUGGCCUAUGCAUACAUACUAUAAGAUGAGACUGGACACUUUUAAAUCAGCCUUAAGUCUGGUUUAUAUUAUUAUUUGCCUAUUUCUGAUAGAAGGAAAGAGUUGCCCAGUGAUUGAUAAUCCCAGAAAUUGGGCCUGGGUACAUCAGUGUUUCAUUCACCAUGUUCCAAGGAAUAACUUGUAGACACAAUUGAUUUCCAGACUUUAGUGUCCAGAUGGCAUUCUCUUGAGUCUUCCAAAAAAAAAAAAAAAAAAAGGGAAACAUACUUUUUUUAAAUUUUAUUUUAUUUUUAACAAUAACAACAAACCCAGUCAAGUGGCAGAAAAGAUUCUCUGGUUUAUAUCUACAUGUCAGUCAACAGAGAGAGAAAAGACCUUUUUCCUUGGAGUUUUUCAAGCUGAACAAGUACAGCUGCCUAGAUGGGGGGGGGUUCUCUCAUCAGAACAGAAAUGCACUUAGAUGGCCUUCACGACCUUUUCAAGCCUAGGGAUUUUAAUACCUUAGAGGAAGCCAGAAAAUGGGGUAACAAUGGAUGAACAAAUUCAUUGAUUAUUCAGCUUAAGAAAUCUUCUAUUUGGCAGCCACGUGUUAUCUUUGGGCAACAACUGUCAAGAAUUAUAGAGGCGCUCAAUGUUUAUCAUCAUGGAGUCCAUUUUUUUUUUCCUUUAUCGGGUGAGGAGCUUAAGUCUUGGAGAGAGGAAAGGACUUGCAGAGUAAAUAGUUGAGCAUAUUUAUAAUUUUUAAUUAGACUUUUUAUCAAGUGGGACCAAACAUACGGGAGGGGCUGCUGGCCUGCCCCAGUUUAGCCAGGCUGCCUUGUUUCAAAGCUAAGAUUCACCCGUACAUGGAUUCUCAAAAGUCCAGGGCCUGAACUAUUGCCUGUGAUUAUCAGGAGGACAAGUUAAUUGAAUGUCUGUGAUCACUACGAGGUGAUGGAUCUCUGGUCCACUCCAGAGCUACUGUGGGAGACAAAUUCUUUUAACAGACUGUCCUCCAGGCAUUAGGAGUCCUUAAACAAUCAUGAUUUUUUUGUGUGUGCUGCAUGCACAUGUGUUCAAGAUCCAUGGGGUGGUUUAGGGGAAAGUGCUAGCCACAGUAUCCAUGUCAAUGUUAAUUCUAUUUCAUAUUUGCUGUUUCAUAGUUUUCAAGUAAACAGUGUUUGCCAUUACUCAGAUAUUUAUUUUUGGGCAGGCAACAGGUGAAAAUUACAUUUCUCAGAUGCACUACUGCUUUGGCAUCAUAACUAUGUUCGCAGAAAUUUUUCAUCCAUCACUAACAACAACUAAUAGAAAGCAAGUGGCAGUGAGUGUUUUGAAUUGUGGUAGCCCAUUAGGGCUGCAGUAUUGAUUAACAACCAGAAAGAAAGUCUUGGAUACUAUCUUUUAACUGUUAGUUAAUAUCAUGCUUCAUCAUUUGCUUCUACUCAUCAUCAUUAUAUCAAGACAUUAAUGGUAAACUGAGGUUUUUGUACAUCAUCACAUUUAGGUUAAAAAAAAAUCAUGCUUCCUCAAAAGAAAAAAGAAGCCUACCCAAUCUUGGAAUCCAACUGUGCAGCAGAAUUCAGAGAAUUCUUAUUCAAUCUUGUACCCAAACAGCAACAAACUUUUUUAAAAAAUAUUAACAAUAAAGAGUGGAAUUUUAUCCUAAAGAGACAAAAAUUUUGGAACCCCAUUUCCCCAUUACAUCUAUCAAGGCUGUUGCAUACACAAAGCUGUUUUAAAAUUGUCAUAUGUUGUUUGCUAAAGUCAUUGUGAUUUUUUUUUUGCCUGCUUUGCCUCUUUUUGUACAGAAGUUUUGAGUGUGAAAUGAAAAUUAAAGUUUGGUACAUAUAUUUAAAAA